Molecule: messenger RNA, 5096 nt
Organism: Salvelinus namaycush (lake trout)
Lineage: Eukaryota; Metazoa; Chordata; Actinopteri; Salmoniformes; Salmonidae
Product: signal peptide, CUB and EGF-like domain-containing protein 1
Exons: 24
Coding region: 51-3179 (1042 amino acids)
Biological process (GO): signal transduction
Cellular component (GO): cell surface
Molecular function (GO): calcium ion binding
Source: RefSeq, a predicted model, not a curated record
AUCAAAGAAACACAUAACCAAAAAACUGCAUUCAAUCACCGCCUUUUACCAUGGGAAGUGCUUGUUUUUCCUGGGACGUUUGUUUGUUUUUCGUCCUCAUUAAUACUUGUGAGGUGAUGGGGAAUGUUGGACUCGCAGAUGCCGAUGAGUGCUCUGAAGGCACGGAUGACUGUCACAUUGAUGCUCUCUGCCAGAAUACCCCCAAAUCCUUCAACUGCAUCUGCAAGCCGGGGUACAAGGGAGACGGCAAGCAGUGCGAAGACAUGGACGAGUGUGAGAAUGAGUACAACGGAGGCUGUGUCCACGAGUGUAUCAACAUCCCGGGCAACUACAGGUGCACCUGCUACGACGGAUUCAUGUUGGCCCACGACGGACACAACUGUCUGGACGUGGAUGAGUGUAUGGACAACAAUGGAGGAUGCCAGCAGGUGUGUGUGAACACCAUGGGAAGCUACGAGUGUAUGUGCAAGCAAGGCUUCUUCCUCAGCGACAAUCAGCAUACCUGCAUCCACCGCUCCGACGAUGGAAUGAACUGCAUGAACAAGGACCACGGCUGCGCCCACAUCUGCAGGGAGACCCCCAAGGGGGGCGUGGCUUGCGAGUGCCGGCCCGGGUUCGAGUUGGCAAAGAACCAAAGAGACUGUUCAUUGACGUGUAACUAUGGGAACGGAGGCUGCCAGCACAUGUGUGACGAUACGGAUGUGGGGCCGGUUUGUGGCUGUCACCAGAAGUACGCCCUGCACUCAGACAGCAAGACCUGCAUCGAUCUGUGCUCUGUUGCACCCCGAAAAUGUCGCCCGGAGUUUCAUGAUGACGAUGAGAGAGAUGAGGCUGCAAUUGAGAGCUCUGAGUUCAAUGCCACGUCAAUAGCUGAUGUGGACAAGCGGGUGAAACGGCGGCUUCUUAUGGAAACCUGUGCGGUGAACAAUGGCGGCUGUGACCGGACGUGCAAGGACACGGCUACAGGGGUACGCUGCAGCUGCCCCGUGGGAUUCACCCUGCAGCCAGACGGCAAGACCUGCAAAGACAUAGAUGAAUGCCAGGAGGCGUUCAAUAACGGCGGCUGUGACCAUUUCUGCAAAAACACGGUGGGCUCCUUUGAGUGCAGCUGCCAGAAGGGCCACAAGCUCCUCACUGACGAGCGCACCUGCCAGGAUAUUGACGAGUGUUCCUUUGAGAGGACCUGCGACCACACCUGCGUCAACUACCCUGGCAGCUUCGACUGUGUCUGUCAGGAAGGAUACACUCUGUACGGCCUCACACACUGCGGAGACAUAGAUGAGUGCAGCAUUAACAACGGGAGCUGUGAGCACAGCUGUGUGAACACACAGGGAGGCUAUGAGUGUCUGUGUCCGCCCGGUCAGAAACUCCACUGGAACAAGAAGGACUGCACCGAGGCGGUGAAGUGUUUGCCCAACGGGAAGCCAGUGCCGCGCGCCCAGCUCAGCUGUGACAAGAGAGGCGGGGUGGAGGUGUGCUCACUCUCCUGUCCUUCUAACGCACUCUUCCUCGCAGACUCUGAGAACAGCUACACACUAAGCUGUGGUGUGCCGGUGCAACCUGGGAAGGCACCACAGAAGAGGAACGUCACCACCGCCCUGCUCACCUGUGCAGAUACGUUACCCCCGCCCAUCAAGCAGAAGGCCCGCUUCAAGGUCAAAGAUGCCAAGUGUCACCUGAGACCCAGGAACAAGGAAAAACACAGAGAGACGUCCAAGCCGAGCCUGCAAGGGGGUCCGCUCCCGUGUACUGACGACUGCCAGGUGACCUUUGUCAAUCUGAAGUGUGACUCAUCUAAGAAGCGGCGGCGUGGACGCAAGUCCCCUUCCAAAGAGGUUUCCCACAUCACAGCUGAGUUUGAGAUGGAGAUGAAGGAAGCCUCAGGUCAGUGUGACUGUGCAACCUCAGACUCGUGUAACGUGGAGUGUGUGAGGGAGCGUAUGAAGCAGAGGUUACAGAGUGCUAUGCGGACCCUGAGGAAGUCCAUCAACAAGCAGCAGUUCUACAUCCAGUUCUCUGGUACUGAGUACGAGGUGGCCCAGAAACCUGCACUGCAUGUUGAGCAAUGCAGCACCGGACAGGUCUUACGGGACGGCAAGUGUGUGAGCUGUGGUGUGGGGACGUACUAUAGUGGAGACCAUGAUCAGUGUGUCGUGUGUCCCCCUGGUACAUACCAGGACACAAUGGGUCAGCUGUCCUGUGAACCCUGCCCCAGCACCGAGGGACAGGGCAUCGCUGGGGCCAAGAACGUCUCCCAGUGCGGAGGCCAGUGUCCGGCUGGUCAGUAUUCGUCAGAUGGGUUCCGUCCAUGUAACCCCUGUCCUCUGGGCUCCUUCCAGCCGGAGCCUGGCCGCGUACUCUGCUUCUCCUGUGGAGGUGGCCUCAUGACCAAGUACGAGGGCUCUGUCGCCUUCAGGGACUGUGAGGCCAAAGUCCACUGUGCUCCUGGACACCACUACAACUCCAGUAACCACCGCUGUAUCCGCUGCCCAGCCGGUACCUACCAGUCAGAGUUUGGACAGAACUACUGCAUCACCUGCCCUGGCAACACCACCACCGACUUUGACGGAGCCACCAACGUCUCUCACUGCAAAAACCAGGUGUGUGGGGGUGAGCUGGGAGACUUCACAGGCUUUAUUGAGUCUCCUAACUACCCCGGGGACUACCCGUCCAAUGUAGACUGUAUCUGGACCAUCAACCCCCCCCACAAGAGACGCAUCCUCAUCGUGGUGCCUGAGAUCUUCCUCCCCAUCGAAGACGAGUGUGGAGACGUGCUUGUCAUGAGGAAGAGUGCCCUGCCCACCUCCAUCACCACCUAUGAGACGUGUCAGACGUACGAGCGACCAAUCGCCUUCACCUCCCGCUCACGCAAGCUCUGGAUCCAGUUCAAGUCCAAUGAGGGCAACAGUGGCAAGGGCUUCCAAGUCCCCUAUGUCACCUAUGAUGAGGACUACCAGCAGCUGAUAGAGGACAUUGUCCGGGACGGCAGACUCUACGCAUCAGAGAAUCACCAAGAGAUACUGAAAGAUAAAAAACUGAUCAAAGCCCUGUUUGAUGUUCUGGCUCACCCCCAGAACUACUUCAGGUACACGGCACAGGAGUCCAAAGACAUGUUCCCCCGCUCGUUCAUCAAGCUGCUGCGCUCCAAAGUCACACGGUUCCUACGGCCGUACAAAUAAACUGCUCCGCCCCCUGUUUGUUACCCAGACGCUUACCCCUUAUGCUUAUCCAACGCCCCCUUUCCACCAUCUACUCCUCCCUACCCUUCACCUACGUCAUUACCCCUGUCAACAUCCCCAUAUGUCUUCUAAUCCCCACGUCUAUACCCCUACGUCUCUCCUACAACCCCCCCGCCAAUCUAUCCCUCUCUUCUACACCCCCUCUACUCUGAAACACUUCUUCUACACCCCCUCUACUCUGAAACACUUCUUCUACACCCCCUCUACUCUGAAACACUUCUUCUACACCCCCUCUACUCUGAAACACUUCUUCUACACCCCCUCUACUCUGAAACACUUCUUCUACACCCCCUCUACCCUGAAACACUUCUUCUACACCCCUAUACUUCUCUUACACCCCCAACUCUACCAAGAGUUCCUCGUGCUCGCUAUCCCAGCAUUCCCUGCACAGGAACAGAGAACCGUCUCUCCCUCUUUUGUCUUUUUGUCUGCAGUCCUCAUUUCCAGCUUUUCCCCUGUACUUCUGUUUUGGUUUGGUUUGUUUUUCUGUUGUUGUUGUUGUUGUCGUUUUGGUUAUAUUUAUAUGUGUUAGAACUUGCAGAAGCCCACAACAUGGAUGUUUGAUAUAUAUGUACGUACAGACAUGUUGGCUACAAGUAAAAAAUGUAUGUGUAUGUAUAUUUGUGUUUGUGUGAGCAUACGUACGUAUGUGCACGUAGAUGGUGUGCGAGAGUGACGUCACACGCAGGUACAUUGAUGUAUCUUUAUUUUGUUAUUUUAAAAGGCCCCUGGCGUGCACAAAAAACGAUUGGUGCACUUAAAUCAUAUUUUACAUCAACAUUUUCACAUGGGAAAUGAUUUCUAAAGACAUUUCUGAUUUCAGCAUCCCAGACCAUUCCACCUCAAACUGAGUACAGUGAACGAAUAAGUUUGAUUUUCAAAAAAGUCACUUUUUUAUUUUAUUUUUAAAGAUAUAUAACAAGAUGAAAAAACUACCUGCAAGUAACAGACGUUACUAUAGAGAGUAAUGUAUGUGAUGUAACUAAUAUUUGGAACUUUAAUUGCACUUGAAUUUUAUAUUGUAAACUGUAGAAAAAAAUCUAAGUUACAUUAUUCCUUAUGUUUUGUGUUGUAUAGAAAUGUUUCACCUUGGUUGUAGCAAAGAGAGAGACAAAAAUAUGUCCCGUUUUGUUCUCACAACAAAAAACCCAGCAUUCAAUAUCUUUAGACAGACACCGUCAAAUCCACCCAUUUGGCCUGAAAAGCAGUAUUGCCAGUAAGUAAUCAUUUAAAGGGAAAUGUCCUUAACGACCCACUACUAUUUUAGUUGUGUGUGCUCCCAUCUCCUAACUCUGCCUCAUCCCUUUAAGACCCUCCUGACUAGCUGCCAGAGGAAAGGGGUGUUUUGUGUAAAGCUUCUUUAAUGAUGGCACUAAGUGCACACUCAAAACCACCUGCUUUUUACAAGUGUCCACUCUCAAUCUGUCCUAUUUGGACUUCUCCCAGUUUCUGUAAGUCAUCAACCUAGACUGUUGAUUUAAUAUCUAUAACACAUCUGUUAGUUUGUUUAUAUUUCUGCACAAUGCAAGUGGAGAAAAUAUGUAUUGUAUGAUGACGAGACUGUUGAUUUGGAGUAGUAGCAGAGAGACAGAUGUCUGUUUGAAAGUAUUGUGAUGUCUAUGAGAGUAUCUGUAUGUACAUAGCACUUGCAACUGUAACCAUAACCCAGAAAGAGCCCAAUCUGACCUCAAGUAGUAAAACGUUCUGACAAAAUAUCACUUUCAUUGUUCUCCCCCUUGUAACACUCUCCCAGCAGAGUCUGUCUAAGCAAUAAGGCCCGAGGGGGUGUGGUAUAUGGCCAAUAUACCAAGGCUAAGGGCUGUUCUUAGUCACGACGCAACGCAGAGUGCCUGGACA